UGUCAUCCAUCACUGUCAAUGUCAAAAGUGGCUUUUGCUUUGCUUUCAUUUCAUUGGGCUCCGGUUGUUUUUAUUUAAAAACAGCUGUCUGCGUUUGCAGUUUUUGUUCUAAAUAAAAAUGAUUGGUGUACGCUUAAAUACCUUCAAUGAUAGUUCAGGAGAACCUGAACAAGAUGCUAAUUCGGCACUUACGGAACUUGAUAAAGGUUUGCGAUCUGGUAAAGUGGGCGAACAAUGCGAAGCCAUAGUGCGUUUCCCUCGGCUUUUCGAAAAAUACCCCUUUCCCAUUCUCAUCAACUCUUCAUUUCUAAAACUGGCCGAUGUAUUUCGAAUGGGCAACAACUUCUUGCGCUUGUGGGUUUUACGUGUGUGUCAACAAAGUGAGAAGCAUCUCGAUAAAAUAUUGAAUGUAGAUGAGUUUUUGAGAAGAGUGUACAGUGUUUUACACUCUAAUGAUCCUGUGGCAAGAGCUCUAGCUCUACGAACGCUGGGCGCUGUCGCUGGUAUUAUUCCGGAGAGGCAGAACGUACAUCACGCUAUAAGAAGAGGUUUGGACAGCCAUGAUAAUGUAGAAGUGGAUGCUGCUAUCUAUGCCACAACAAGAUUUGCUGCACAUUCUAAUACCUUUGCUGUGGCUAUGUGUAACAAGUUAUCAGACAUGGUGGAAUGUGAAAGCACUGGAGCAGAAAGAAGGGCGAAGCUUGUAAGAGCUCUGAGAAGUGUGCAUGGAGGAGCUGUCCGUGCUCAAGGGGUACUGAAGCUACUGAGGUCAUUAUUAGAGAGGUUCCCAUCAUCAAGCUCUGUGCGAGCAGCCAUCACUGCACUGACAGCAAUAGCAGCUGAUACUGUGGUGCAUGUUCCAGACCAGGUGGAACUUCUUCUAAGCAUAGCUAUGAAUGACGCCCGAUCAGCAGUUAGGAGAGCUGCACUAGUUGGUCUGAAGAAGUUAGCGGAGCAUGCAGCGUUAUGGCCAAACGAGUGCUUACAGAACCUGGUGCAAGCAGCCACUGAUAGCCAAGACACUCAGCAUACUAUGCUGUGUUUGCAGGUUAUGCAGAUUCUGGUAGAAUGUCCCGCCAUUUGCGCGGCUGCCGGGUCGCAGAGUAGCGCCUUGCGACAAUACUGCGCCGACGCAGCACUCAGUAUAGACCUCAAUCAGGCUGCGACUGCGUGCGAUGUGCUCACUCGAAUCGUCGUUCAUUGCUACGAAGAAAGUCUUCCCGUAGACGGUUCGGAGUUGAUGCUCGCUCUGGAAGCUUUAGUUAUAGCAACAAGUGUGGAUGAUGGUCCAACUAAUAUAAAACCGCUUCGCAUCGCCCUAAGAUGUUUGGUAAAGCUGUGUACAGCAGAGCCAGUGUUAUAUGCGGCUAGAACAGCUGGUGUAUUGGGCGGGCAGCUUAUGGAAGUGCCUUGGGGUAAAGGCCCCGCCCCUCGAAUACUGUCGCUAUUGGAAGCGAUGGCGGCUUUGGGCGGCGGAACUUACUGCCCUGUAGCUAUAGCCCCAGCCCUACCUGCUUUAGUGCGUGCCCUCAACGAUGCCGCUAUAGACACUUCUGAUGGGGAUGGAACAGCUUUAGUUCUGCUAUGCACAGUUCUAUUCCAAGAACGUGCCGGCACUGCCCUGAACUGCAAGAUUAAUAACGCUUGGGAGAAGAAAAUCAUGGAUACAAUCCGAGGAGUGGACGGAUGGACGCGUUACAGAGUUGCUAGGGCUGCUUUGAGAUACGGUCACCACAGUCUCGCAGCAGAUAUUUUGAAGCGGUUAUCAGAAGAAGCUCCCAGUGAAUCGGCCCAAAGAUGGCUGACGGCUUUACAUCGAGCAGCGAGCGCCGAUGCCACGCUUAUCAAAGAAGGUAUAUCCGGGCUGGAGGUCGCCAGCGCUGGCUGGGAGGCGGGUGCGGGUUGCGGGUGGGGCGCGGGGUGCGGGUGGGGCGCGGGGUGCGCGGCGGGGUGCGCGGGGUGCGGGGGGUGCGCGCCCCUCCCGCCCGCGGCCAUGCACGCGCGCGCCGCCGCGCUAUCUGCGCUAGCAAGGACCGCGGUGGCAGCGAGGGCGCUCUGUACGCAGCCGCCGCCGGCGAUAGCACAUGCGCAUGCGCAGGCGGCCCGCGACCCCGCCGCCAAGGCAGGCGCGUGCGCAAACGCGAUCCGUAAAGCUGCGCGCGCCGUCACCGCGGUCUCUCAGCGGUACGCCGCCAUUGCUCGCACCGCCUUCCACGCCGACGACUCCACGCUCAGACACCUGCAUAUUGCUCAACACACGUACGCCCAGCUAGCCCAUUUCCUGGACCGCAUCACAUCCACCCAGGAGAGGCCUUCGGAACUGCCCACCGUCGAGAUCAAACCCAAGACCCUGGAGGAGAUGAUCGCAUUGGCACCAAGCCAUGCACUCGCCAACAUAUCCGCCAAACUAUUCGACAGUACUACCGGACAAGGCAUCACGCAUAGGCACGCGGAAGCGAUCCUAGCGGCCGUGCGCGCGUGCAGCGGGGGCGCUACUUGGUCGCGGGGGGUCUGCGCGGGGCGGGCGGGGGGCGCCCUGUGCCGCGUGUCAUUGACCCCGGCCUGGAGGGCCCCGCCUGCGGACCACGCGGCCACGUUACCGCUGUCUCACAGGCUGGCGCUCAAGCUGGAGGGCGUGGUGCUGCCGGCCGUGCCUCUGAGUAAACGCCAACCGCAACGUCAAGUGAAGGGCGUCCAGAUAACCGUGACUGCGACUCCGCAUCCGCGCACCAAUGAAAAGACGGUGGAACUGACGAAUAUACCGCCGGCACUGACUGCGGUACAAACGGUGACACCCGUACGAGACUUCUUCUCCGCGCAACAGUUGGUCAGCGUCAACGCACCGGGACUAUAUACUGUGGCCGUUGAAGCGGCCUUUGUUGACGAGAAGGGCGAACUGUGGAACACUGGGCCUAGGACGUCUAUAGUUAUCAAGGCCCACGAAGAGCCCAGCGCCAAAAGCAUCGUUCAAGCGACGCGUAGCAGGUUCUAACAUUAACCCAAUGAUUAAACGGCGAAUCGUUGUAUUUAUUGUACGAAAUAUGCUACCAACCAUUAAAAGAAUGUCCAAUACCUAUAUAUGUUAUUGUAAAAAUGAACGAUAUGGAAGUGGAAAUAUAAUCUUUUUGUCAUACAAA
This is a messenger RNA of Chilo suppressalis (striped riceborer), 3137 nucleotides long. The record is from the annotation of a GenBank genome assembly. Lineage: Eukaryota; Metazoa; Arthropoda; Insecta; Lepidoptera; Crambidae.